Messenger RNA from Aspergillus mulundensis, 435 nucleotides. RefSeq lists its product as uncharacterized. The transcript has a single exon. The record is from RefSeq and is a predicted model, not a curated record. The coding region runs from base 1 to 435 and encodes 144 amino acids. NCBI's taxonomy places the organism in Eukaryota, Fungi, Ascomycota, Eurotiomycetes, Eurotiales, Aspergillaceae. Gene Ontology annotation, molecular function: heme binding; iron ion binding; monooxygenase activity.
AUGGCAGAAAUCGGCAACCGCGUUGCUGCCGGAGCUGAUACAACAUCUGUCGCCUUGAAAGCCGUCCUCGGCCCCAUCCUUCAUAACAGAGCAAGGUAUCAGCGGCUCCGAGCCGAAUUAGGCGAUGGGGUUUCCAGCUCCAAGGAAUCAACUUUCACAUACUCUGCAGUCAAGGGUCUCCCAUUCAUCACAGCCUGUAUAAAAGAGGGAUUCCGCAUGCAUUCGAGCAUCGUUUACCAGCUUCCCCGACAAGCACCCGCCGAAGGCAUUUCCUUUGAUGGGCACUUCCUCCCACCUAACGCCACGAUUUCUAUGAGCGCUCUAGACCGAAACCGGUGCCAGACAAUAUCUGGGACUGAUACAGACACAUGGAGACAGGAGAGGUGGUUAGGCGUUAAAGGGAGUAGUGAGGAUGAGGUCAACCUUAUGGAAUGA